This is a messenger RNA of Opisthorchis viverrini, 4296 nucleotides long. RefSeq lists its product as hypothetical. The transcript has 17 exons. The record is from RefSeq and is a predicted model, not a curated record. Bases 130 to 3834 code for a protein of 1234 amino acids. Gene Ontology annotation, biological process: protein phosphorylation; intracellular signal transduction. Gene Ontology annotation, molecular function: protein serine/threonine kinase activity; ATP binding. Lineage: Eukaryota; Metazoa; Platyhelminthes; Trematoda; Opisthorchiida; Opisthorchiidae. Gene Ontology annotation, cellular component: cytoplasm.
GUGACACCAAGCGGCACGACGUUUAACCUAUAGUUUUGGAAACUAUAAGAAGUCAUAGUGGAUGCCCUUCACUGAGGACACCUGGGUUCAAUCAUAAAAAAGAACCGUCAAAGGACCAAUAGAUAAACCAUGUCAGCCUUGACAAAAUUUUAUCUCCCGGAAAAUGAACAGUUCCGUCAAAAUACCAACAUGGCUAUGGACACGCUGCGGUCCGGGAAGAUCUCCCCGAUGCUGACCACAAUGAACAACGGAUACAACGGUCACAAAAGAAGUCAGGCUUUCAAACCGGUGAAACGCGAGAGUACGCCCAUUAAAAACGGGCCAACGACUCCGGUGAAUAAAUCCGAUUCAACCUCGAAGACCAGCUUGAAACAGCGGCGUAGUCGCGCUCGGUACAUAUCCGUUCCCACUUCCCCACCUGCACAAGCGAAACAUAGCAUUCAGUCUCUGAACGUCGGAAAGUACAGCAUAAUUCGAACGCUGGGACGCGGAAAUUUUGCACAAGUGAAGCUUGCCGUUCACCUGACAACAGGAAGAGAGGUAGCCAUCAAAAUGAUCGAUAAAGCCACACUAAACGAAAGUUGCCGGGUAAAGCUUGCACGAGAAGUGCGUGUCAUGAAAACACUCAGUCACCCCAACAUUGUAAAGUUAUACGAAGUCAUCGAAACGACCAGGCACGUUUACCUAGUGAUGGAAUACGCCAAAAACGGCGAAGUUUUUGAUCAUCUCCUUCGAAUCGGACGAAUGCCCGAGAAAGAAGCUCAGAAGUUAUUCCGCCAACUUUUCUCCGCGGUCGAAUAUUGUCAUCAGAAAAAUAUAGUCCACCGUGAUCUGAAGGCGGAGAAUCUUCUUUUUGACGAGAAUAACAAUCUCAAGCUGGCUGAUUUCGGCUUUGCCAACGUAUUCAACACGGAAUGUCAUCUGGACACGUUUUGUGGCAGUCCUCCAUACGCCGCACCCGAACUGCUGUCCGGACAAAAGUAUCACGGACCUGAGGUGGACGUCUGGGCUUUGGGUGUCAUUCUGUACAUGCUAGUUUGUGGACGUUUGCCUUUUGAGGCCUACACUUUGAAGGAGCUCCACUCAAGAGUGCUGAGUGGCAAGUACCGAAUUCCGUUCUACAUGACAGAGAACUGUGAAGCGAUGCUGAGGAAGAUGUUGAUCAUCAAUCCGAAAAAGCGAGCCACCCUUCGGGAACUAUUGCAAGAACCCUGGAUAAAUACGGGACACGAAAAUGAUAUACUUCAACCUUACAAGGAGCCAUCACUGGACUACAACGAUCCCGUUCGUCGAGCAAUCAUGAACGAACUUGGAUUCAACCCGGAAGAUCUCACAGACGCAUUCGAAAACCGACGAUUCAACAAUGUGACCGCCACAUAUCUCUUGUUGGAAGACAAGGAGACCAGGCAUAGACUGACGAAUCGCCUGUGGAACAAAUGUGACAAGCAGAACCGGACUGGUAGAACGUCUUCGGAUCCAGACGGGUCUCCAGACGGACAGUCUGCAUCGAGUGACGAGGAAGAUAUGGCCAAAGCCAAUGUGGACGGCCAUGAGCGAUCAAGUUCGGCGGUUGUUCGGAGUGAACAAGAAGAGUAUACACUCCAUCCUUUGGCUCGCAGUGCGUGGGCAACCGGAAGUCUACGAAAUCAAGAUCCAGUCAAGAAGGUGAAGAGCUUCAUGCGACAACCGAAGAGAAUUUUCGAACCCGCUCUGAAUCUACCCAAGUUGAUAGCGAAUUCUGACCAGAAUGGAGUCCCAGAUCCAAAGACGGAAACGUUGACAAUCGACUCGUUGAUUGAACGUGUGCCAAACUCACGCGGGACCGAUUGCAAUUUAACUAAAAACUUGGAUGAAGACAAACAACCCCCUACGCCAGUGAAGUCAAACGGACUCCGGAGAAUUUUCACCAGCUCUCUGGAACCGGACGACUGUACGCGCAACGAGUCCGCAGCGGUAAUUCAGAAGAAACAAGCCCCAUCAGUGAUGACCAGCAGGAUAAAGACUGAACCCCUGCCGAGAAGGACGCCUGAGCCGGGGGAAUCACGGCCUACCACGCGGACACACAGGAGCCGGAGCAUCGUUAUCGUUUCGGAUGCUCGAAAUGGUUCGGAGCAUGAUAGACUGAACCAUUCGAAGAAACCGAUUCGGGUCAUUUCACUGAUCUAUCCGAACGAUAAGGAACCAGAAAAGCUACUAAGUCGUUCCGAAGGCGAACGGUUCUGCACAACGGAAGACGCCGAAAAUGUUCGCAAGCUGUCGAAUCCUGUGAUGACCUACACCAGCGUGCUGCACAGAGAUCUAUCAAACGGAAUACACCGCCCGGAGAUGUCGAACAAUAUCAGAGAUGAUCAGCGGAAAGCGAAUCAACAGCCGACCACCACCAACACCAUCCUGGUUACAGAGCGACACGAACCACCACCCGAGCCUGUGACCAGUGUAAGCAAUGGUUCAGAGAAAACGGUAACCGCUUCGGUAAAACCAAGACUUCUUUCUCCCCCCGUUGUCGUUUCCCUGAGUCCAUCUUCGGGUAACUCGACUGAACGUUCACAAGAAUUCGUGACGAAUGUAAGCCUGAAGAUGAACGUAUCGGAUCCAUGGGCUGACGUGAACAAAAGAGAUCGAUGGGCAAGGGGGAAUCGACAAAACCCAACGUGUUCACCUAUCCCCUCAGGUGGAGCUGACCAAAGUCCGGAAAAGAGAGUCGUCUCACCGGUAAAACAGAAUGGUAAUCAGUUGUGGGGAAUGCCUCGUUUCGCGGAUAAUCGAACCAAUACGAAGGCACGCAUGACAAAAAGUCCACCGGUGACACUGAAGCGAACCGUGUUGAAUGGAGAGCGUUCGCCAGACGUUCGGAUUGUGAGAAAAGGUACCCGAAUUUGUGCGUCGACACCCACGUCUCCCGUCUUCCGUACAGUAGAACAACCAAGUCGUGUGUUUAGCAUUGAAACUACAGGACAGCAGAACCACGCAGCAAGGGACGGAUGGAGCAGCAUGUCGCAUCACGACGGUCCUAGUGGAAAGCACUACGGCACACAGUACACCACUAACCGAAUACGACCACAUCGCACACCAAGCGCAUAUGAAUCGACCACACACCAGCCUCUCUCGAUUAUCUAUCCAAGCGACAACGAAAACGGGUAUUCCGAACGUUGCACGCCCAUGCCCAGCGGAGAAUUACGAACCCGGACACCCUAUCGCCGUGACUCAUCCCCCAAACUCAUAUCUCGCAGAGAUUCCGGUUACAAACAAGCGCUGGAGAUGAACAGACCCCAGUCUAAUCUUAGCAAAUACUCCCCAGUGGACAAGUACUCGUAUUCCCCCUCGGUCACCUCAAAUAUGCGAAUCCCAAUCGCCCCAAAGUAUGAUCAGCCUGGUAGCAACCUAAGACCCACAAAAAUCAAUAGGGAAUCAUCCACUACCCCAUCGGGAGAGGGUCGGACUUCAACUGGGAGUGUGAAGCACUCCACCAGUUCAAACGGCGAAAAAAUCACGGUCCCACGAAAGAUAAACUGGGCUUUCGGAAUCAACGUUCAAGGCGAUAAUUCCCAAGCACUUCUGCGAUCGCUGCUCCGCAUACUGGAACAGAAGCGAAUUGACUAUGUUUAUCAGAGUCCCUACCGCCUCCAGUGUAGCUACCAACCAAGCGGUGACCUGGAUCAAACACCAUCGACAAAUUCUCAGUCUGGGGCGCCAAUCAAGUGGGAGUUGGAGAUCGUUCAGCUGAUCAGGUCAAAAAACUAUGGAGUCCGGUUUAGAUAUUUGUCCGGAGAUCUGUCUCAAUAUCGAAUAUUAGAAAAAUCCAUAUGUGGCCAAUUUCAGAGAAAUUCUGACUAAAAAAUCUCAACCCGAUACUGGUUAUGAGCAGAGGGCAGCAUCACUACUCCACUAACAGCGUCAACCCCCUUCCAUCAUGAUCCCAUUCGAUACUUCUGACCUGCCCUCCACAGACACAGAAAUACACUGCUUGGCUAUGAGGCAAGUCCUUAGGAUACAAGGCUGUUUCCAUUAUUAUUGCAUAAUGAGGUUUUUGUAAGGAGCCUGAUCCAUUCAAAAUUCUUCGUUCGCCUUAUCUCAUAUUUUCCCCCUUCAUUUACUUGCUCAGAUGUAAUCAGAUGUCUGUGGUCUAAAAACACGUCUACAUGUACGGCAUGUACAACCAGAGUUACCUGAAAAUAAUAACUUUUUCACAAAAGCUAAGUUGUGAUCUCUGAUUUCCUAGAGGUUGUGGUGUACAACCAGCUACGGACUGGGGAACGAUGUGACCGGAGUGGGCUCGCUCAGCUUCGUAAAAACGGC